GACCUGGACGGGCUCCUGGGGGAGCUGCCUGAGGACUUCUUCUCUGCUCCAGCCCAAGCUGACUGCUGCUGACAUGGCCGUGGGGCCAGGGAGACGGUUACUGCUGGCACAGUCUGGGCUGCACCAUGGCCUGCCCUAUUUAUAACCCCCACCCAGGCGCAGGAGGCAGCUCACUGACCCUCCAGUCCUUCUGGGGUCUCCAUGGCCCAGGAAACCUUCGCCUUCAGCUCCUCCGCGCUGCGCUCGUUGCGGCUCCAGCAGGAGCUGCUGGAGCAGGAGGAUCGCCGUCGAGCCCUGGCUCGAGAAUCGGCCACGCGGCGGUUCUUGUCAUUGAGCCCCCGGCCUCCCCUCACCCCCCACCGGCGGCCCAAGUACUGCCGGGACCCCGCUGUCCACAACGCCCUGUACACUGGGGACAUCCUGCGCAUCAAGAGCAUCUUUAAGGAUGAGACCACCACGAAUAUGAUCAUGGAGAUGGUCAGCGAGGAGCUUGUGUGGUCGCCCGAGCAGGGGCUGUGGGUGCUGAGCUCCCGCCGGCAGCAGACCUCGGCCCUUCGCAUCGCUGCCAGCCGGGGUUACAGCGACUGUGCCCGGCACCUGCUGCUGCAGGGGGCGGUGGUGGACGCAGUGGUGGGGGGCCGAGCCCCCCUGCACGACAGCGUGGCUGCCCCCCGCCCCGACUGUGCCCGCCUGCUGCUGGCCUUUGGGGCAGACCCCAACCUACUGAACGCCGAGGGCUCGGCCCCCCUGCACCUCUGCACUGCGCCGGAAAGCCUUCUGUGCGCAGAGCUGCUGCUGGCUCAUGGGGCACGGGUGAACCUGGGGACACGUGACCAGCAGCUGACGGCCCUGCACGUGGCGGCGCGGCAGGGGCUGGUGGCCCAUGUGGAGCUGUACCUCCACCAUGGUGCCGACCCCUCCUGCCGCACCCGCCAAGGCGAGACCCCCCUCAAUGCUGCCUGCGCUGCAGCUGAGCGCCCUGAGGAGGCCGAGCGCUACUACCGAGUGGCCGAACGGCUGUUGGCUGCCGGCGCCAACCCCGGGGCUGCUGGCCGCAAGGACCACACGCCGUUGCACAAUGCCUGCAGCAAUGGGCAACCCCGGCUGGCACAGCUGCUGCUGCGUCAUGGGGCCGAUGCCACCAUCCCCAACUGCGCUGGGUACACCCCCAUGGACUGUGCCCUCCACGCUGUCGAGGAGUAUCGGCACCAGCACCCCGAGGAAACCAUCGCCCUCCUCCUCAACCAUGGCGCCGGCCCCGUCCACCCCAAGAUGCUCAAGUUCUGCUGCCGGCACCCACCAGCACUGGAGAUGGUGCUCAACGCCUACGACCGCAUCCCACCCCCCGAGAGCUGGGUGGGAUCUGUGCCCCCGGAGCUGUGGGAGGAGCACCAAGAGUUCUAUGCCUCAGCGCAGUGCAUGGCGGGCACACCGCGGCGCCUGCAGCACCUGGCACGCUGUACUGUCCGGCGGCACCUGGGCGCCCGCUGUCACCUUGCUGUCCCCAAGCUGGCCCUGCCAGCCCCCCUGCGCCACUACCUCCAGCUGCCCCUCACUGGGGUCAUCUCCUGAGAACAGCCCCCCGCUCCAGGUCUCCCGCCAGGAGUGACCAAGGGGGGGCCGGUGCCUCUGUGUGUCCCCCUCAAGCGCCCUAGUGUGAAUAAAGGACGUGGCAGA
Molecule: messenger RNA, 1677 nt
Organism: Chroicocephalus ridibundus (black-headed gull)
Lineage: Eukaryota; Metazoa; Chordata; Aves; Charadriiformes; Laridae
Gene: ASB16
Product: ankyrin repeat and SOCS box containing 16
Exons: 6
Coding region: 202-1572 (456 amino acids)
Biological process (GO): intracellular signal transduction; positive regulation of JNK cascade; negative regulation of canonical Wnt signaling pathway
Cellular component (GO): nucleus; cytoplasm
Molecular function (GO): protein binding
Source: RefSeq, a predicted model, not a curated record